AUGUCCCUACCAAUAUCUUACUAUGUCAAGAACCUCUUCGCGUCGUCUUAUGGCAAGGACCGUCCCAAGUUCUUCAUCUGGUAUCCUGAGGGGACGACGUCUGCGGAAAAGAAGCUGCUCUUCAAGAUCGACUUCUUCAUCCUGAGUUAUGGCUGUCUCGCGUACUUCACCAAGUGGCUGGACCAGGCAAACCUGAGUAAUGCCUAUGUGUCUGGUAUGAAGGACGACCUAGCCAUGUACGGCACGCAGUACAAUCUGGCUGUUACUUGCUUCUCUGUCGGGCAGAUCCUUGGCGCGAUUCCUGCCAACAUUCUCUUGACUUGGAUUCCACCGCGUAUUCUCCUCCCGGGGCUGGAGCUCCUAUGGGCCAUUCUGACAAUUGGAACGUAUGCCAUCCAUGACGUAAACCAGCUCUAUCCCCUUCGGUUCUUCAUUGGAUUUCUGGAAGGAUCCUGUUUUGUUGGCGUCCAAUACGUUCUCGGCAGCUGGUACAAGAAGACAGAGCUAGGAAAACGGACUGCCAUCUUUGCCUGCGCUGCGUAUGUCGGCACAAUGAUAUCCGGAUACUUGCAGUCAGCAGCAUUGGCUACAUUGGAAGGGAGGAAUGGGAUUGCAGGUUGGAGGUGGGUUUUCAUUAUCGAUGGAAUCAUUACUGUGAUCGUAGCCAUCUACGGGUUCAUUGUCUUUCCAGACACCCCAUAUGAUACCAAGGCGUUCUACCUGAGCCCCGAAGAGAAGGCUAGAUGCCUUGAACGCAUCAUCGAAGACGGAAGGCAAGAAACGAUCAACCACUUCAGCUGGGACAUGUUCAAGCGGGCUGCGAAGACGUGGCAGCUCUAUGUUCUCACCGUUCUGUUCAUGUUUUGGAAUACUACGGUCGGCAAGGUCGCCAACACAGUGAUGCAGUUAUACCUUAAGAACGAUACACAGCACAGCUGGUCUAUCUACCAGGUGAACAAUGUACCGACUGCCAUCAACGGUUGGAACAUUGUCCUGAUUCUGUUGUUCAAUGUAUUUGUCGAUGCGACAGGCUAUCGCAUGGCCGUUGUUGCCUUCAAUCUCGCCCUCCUCAUAUUCGGCACAAUAUGUCUGGUUGUCUGGGAUAUCCCACUGGGCUUGAAGAUCGUCUCGUAUCUUUUUGCCGGCACCGAUGGCCCGCUGAGCCCAAUUUACUAUUCCUGGGCCAACAUCCUGACGUCGGGAGAUCGCCAAGUGCGCGGAUUGACUUUGGCUGUCAUGAACUCAGCUGGCACAGCGUUGAGCACUGUCAUCCAGCAAUUCCUCUACCCGGUCACAGAUGCACCACAGUUCAGCAAGGGAUUCAAGGCUAGUCUGGGGUUUAUCUGCGGUAUGUGUCUGUGGGUGGUGGUCGUGCGUGCACUAGAAAUGCGGGAGCUCGCGCGGGGCUCCUCACAGGCUGUCAUCGAGGCACGGAACGAUGAGGAAAACCCCUCGGAGUCCGAUUCGGGAGCUAUCUCGGUUAUGCCCGAUCGGAAGGCCUGA
Molecule: messenger RNA, 1503 nt
Organism: Neoarthrinium moseri
Lineage: Eukaryota; Fungi; Ascomycota; Sordariomycetes; Amphisphaeriales; Apiosporaceae
Exons: 5
Coding region: 1-1503 (500 amino acids)
Biological process (GO): transmembrane transport
Cellular component (GO): membrane
Molecular function (GO): transmembrane transporter activity
Source: RefSeq, a predicted model, not a curated record